GUUUUAAAAUAGUACUUCAUAUUUUUAGAGCGGCAACUCCAUUUGCUUUUGCAUUUUUUCCAAUGUGAUUGUGGAAGACGUUUAGUAGACCUAUAGGAAUUUCUAUCAUUUUCAAAAAGUAUUUUCAGAACUCUUAUUUGUGUUUAGUUAUUUUCUUAAUAUAUUUCUUAUUUCUAGACUAAGAACUCGCUCUUUUAUUUGGCACAGUAAAAUCUUCUCUAACCAAAGUAGCACUCUUAUUUGGCAAGAUGUCGGUGAUACUCUUCUGCAAUUUUGACAUGGAAAGAAUGUAUGUACCGUCGUAAAAGAUUUUUUUGGAUUUUGUAUGAGCUUACAAUCGUGUGAAUGUGUAAAUAUAAUAGGUAGAAAUACGCCAAUAUGAAUCAUCUCGCGGACGGAAAUGUUCAAACCAUCAAAUGCAGUCCGACUGCGAAAAACAAAAGCAAAAAGGCCAAAGAUCCUUCUGAAACGACUGACGAUAUAAGCAUAUUGGAUCAGGACAAGCUGAACGAAGUUUUGACAAAUUCUCUUCAUAUUAAUAAUUUCAACAAUAGUAACCUAACCAAUGGGACAAGUGACCAUUUGAAAAACGAAAUCUCCAACAAGACAUGUGUUAAAAUAGAAGCUCAAGGUGACAUAGUAAGUGAUGUUUCAAAUGAUGUAAAUAGUGUACAGUGUAUUGAUACUGCCAAGAAGCAGGCAGAGGAGGUCAGCUCCAAGCAGCAUGCCCUUAGUUCAUGUGAAAAUGCUUUAGAAAGCAUUGAUAACUAUGUCAAUAAAAAUGAUCAGGCUCUUCAAGAUGAUAUAGAAAUUAUAUCAUAUGAAUCUGAACUUCAAAUGCCUGAAAUCAUGCGACUUAUACAAAAAGAUUUAUCAGAACCAUAUUCUAUCUAUACAUAUAGAUACUUUAUACACAAUUGGCCUAAACUCUGCUUCUUGGCGACUCAUGAAGGGACUUGCAUUGGUGCCAUUGUAUGUAAGUUAGAUAUGCAUCGCAAUGUUGUCAAAAGAGGUUAUAUUGCUAUGUUAGCUGUGGAUGAGAAAUACAGGAAGCGAAAGAUUGGAUCUAAACUAGUUCGCAAAGCUAUACAGGCUAUGAUAAAUGACAAUGCAGACGAAGUGGUCUUAGAAACUGAAAUCACCAACAAACCAGCACUCAAGUUGUAUGAAAAUUUGGGCUUUGUAAGAGACAAACGCUUAUUUCGAUAUUACCUUAAUGGUGUAGAUGCAUUACGAUUAAAAUUGUGGUUAAGGUGAAAUGAGUAGGUAUCUAAUGGGAAAUUCUCAAUGUUGUGUUUACUAUGAGACCGAAGUCUCAAGCAUGUUAUACAUGUAAAAUGAUCCCUGCUGUUGUUGAAUGGUAUAACCUUUUAUUGCCAUGUGGAUUUAGCCAAAUGUAUAGUUUGUUUCACUUAUUUUAGUCAUGUGAUAUGUUUAAUUUUAUGUAAUUUAUGUGUUAAAAUUGUUAAUGAAAUAUUUUCUUCAAUUACUUUUAUAUCUUGAAUAUAAGAAUAUAAAUGGUUAAUAUCCAUACAAAAAUACACAACUUUGCAGAAUUGAAUUGUGGUUAAUGUUUAUUUACCCUUUAUCAUUUAUAAAAAUUAUGGUUAUGAGUAACCAAGUAAUAAUGAUAACUUAAGAAAAUUCUAGUUUAGUAAGUCUUACAUGCUGGGUGGCACUGAUUCACAGGCAGGACUGCUUCACAAGUAGCAUAAUAUUGGAGGUAUAUAUUAUUAAAAUAAACAUGCCAUAUUUAUCAAACAUUUUAUUCACUUAGUUUUAAAAAGUAAAAGUUGCAGUGUUUGUUGAUGAGCCAUCAUAAAUAAACAUAUUAUUCACUGGUUUAUAUUGUUUCGUGACAAUUUUGAUUGCUUCAUGGGCAACACAACCACCUAAAAAGGCAGAUACACUAUGUAUUUCAGCUCCACCAUAUCUGCACAUUUCAUGGAUAUGAUCAUCUUUUGGAAAAGGAGAACAGGAAAUAUCGCUGAGCAGUUUUGUGACACAUAUCUUUAACUUUGUAAUAUCACCUUCAGGUUCCCAAUCACCUGGUGCUCUAUAAUGCUCUGAACGAAACAUCUCUGCAGCUCUCAACAAUAUGUAGUGCACCAUCAUAACAUCAGGUUCCUCAAGAUACCUUGAAAUAUAUGCUGCAACUGGACCUCCUAAUUGAUAUUCAGUGGCAAUACAUGAACCCUUGAUUAAAUACAAAUCAUGUGUAUGCCUGCAAAACAGUUUAACAUCUGUUUCACUUAUACUUUCACAGUGCAGUUGUGCCACAAUUUGUUGUACUUUUCUAUAAACUAUCUCUGCAUCCAUUGCAGCCUGUGCUCUGUAUAUGUUUUGUAAUUUUAUAUAAUGCUCUGUAGAAGCUGUCAUAUCUGGCAAAACUCCCAGCAAAGGCAGUUUUCCUUUACCCUCUGCUUCAAUGAAUCCUCUUAAUGCAGAACACAUUAUCCAGAAUGGAGAGCUGUCUUUAUUUAAAUUAGUAGCAGAACUGCUGUAAAUGAGCUCCUGAAUUUUCACUGGUAGAAAAGUUGGUAGCAAAGCUGUAUUGACAGCUCUUAAUGCUUCUUCAAAGUUCUCUUCAUUAAUAGGUAUACCAUUUUCAUCUUUUCUAAUAAAUUCUUGAAUAAUCACCCUUAUUUCAUUUUUUUCCUUUCUACUCAUAGGCCAGCUAUUAGGGUUAGUUAUCUGCCAUUUUUGUAUAGCUUUAUACAGAAUGACAAUCCAAGGUAUAUGGCCAUGAUCUUUCAGAUCCAAUGAAUCAAUAUCAAAUCUAUUCAAAUAAUCUGCUAGAGAUUGAAAUGGUACAUCUAAACGCAAGUCCACUUGUUCAUUAUCUGGAUGAGUUUCAAUGAUUGCAUGCUCUUUCAAUUGUAUUCUUAGAGAACCAAGGAACCCAACAGAUCGACAUAAAAUAAACGGUAUAUUUAAAUCCCAUAAAUGUUGCGAUAAAUCUUGAAUAGUUUUUUCACUAAGAGAUGAAGCUAUUACAACACUGAAGGAUUUGAAAAAUUCUGGAUUUUCCGUUAGUAUUUGAUCUGGAGGUUCUUGAACUGCAUGUCCUUGCACGGCAGGAUUUAAUUCUAAUAGCAAGCGCAAUGCUUCUGAAGCUCUGUUAGAACCUUUACUUGAAUAUUCUAAAAAAAAAUUACUGUCUAUAUCCUCCUCACUCACUAUUUUUUCGUCCACAAUUGUUACGGAUCCAACACCAGGUAAGACGAUCGAUUUUAUUAUCUCAGUUCCAAGUGCAUUUGCAUUGAUCAGGCAUAUAUGACCGUUUUCAAGAGCUGCUUGUCCAUGAUCACCCCAUAGCCUAAGUUGCCGGUCGUAUUGCUUACUUUUCUCAUUUUGUUCUGGUGAUUUAGGAGAUGGAGAUGCCAUUACAACAGAUAAAAUGUUCAAUAUAUUACUAUAGUAUGUUUAAAACCACAGACGAAAGUAAUCAAAGCUGCUUAUAUAAAUUAAUUAAUUAAGGCUUUAUUUUAGGACCACCAAUGUAUUGACUGGAACAAAUUCCCAAGCAAACGAAAUGUCAAUGUCAAGAUAGA
Molecule: messenger RNA, 3554 nt
Organism: Chilo suppressalis (striped riceborer)
Lineage: Eukaryota; Metazoa; Arthropoda; Insecta; Lepidoptera; Crambidae
Source: the annotation of a GenBank genome assembly